UUUCAACAUUCAGCAUCCCACUACAAAACAUUUCAUACGGAUUACACUACACAUAUAAGAGAGAGAGAAGAAUCGCAACUAUCGACAAUUCUCACAACUAAAACUUCAAAAAAUGGCUGCGGUCCUCGGAAAACGGAAGUCUCGCGCGCAAAAACCGGAACCCUCGGUGUCCCAAGAAGAAGCCCAAGCCAUCUUCCGCCGCCACUUCGAAGCGCAGUUUGAGCCGCUACAACCGUCGUCACAUGCCGUCUCGAAACCGGCACAAGCUGCUGACGAACCCGAAGAUCUACGCUCCGAUUCCGAUUCCGACGACGAUGACGACGCCGCCUCCGAGGACUCCUGGGACGGCGUAUCCGACUCCGAGUCGGAAUCCUCACCGCCCGGCUCGUCAGCCGUCGAAGUCGUCGAAGUAGUCACGCACACGAGCAAGCUCCCCCCGCUCUCCGCUGACCCCCUCGCCAAGCGCGAGAGCAAAGCGUACCUCUCCUCGCGGGUCCCCUCCUCGUCCCUAGACCCCAGCGCCUCUCUUUCCUCUUCUUCCGCCCAAGCCGCCGCAAACCGUAAAGCCGCCGCGGAGGAGGACGCCCCCUCGCUCCUGAAGAACGACCUCGCGCUGCAACGCCUGCUCUCCGAAUCGCAUCUGCUCGCCGGCCGGGGCCACGACGGCAGCAUCGAGCACGCCGGCCGCAACCGCCACCUGGCGACGGACCUGCGGCUCGCGGCGCUCGGGUCCAAGGCGAGCAUCUUCGCGCAGGCCAAGAUGCCCAUGUCGCACCGGAAAGGCAUCGUGGCCGCCGCCGCCGCCCGCGAGUCCAAGCGGCGCAGGGAGGCGCGCGAGAACGGCAUCAUCCUCGAGCGGCCUGCGGGUGGCGUGGGCGCUGGCGCGAAGGGGGGGAAGCCCACGAUGAGGAAGCGCGAGAGGGCUGUCGAUGCGCCGGCCGUGGGCAGGUUAAGGAAUGGUAUGCUGAAGCUGAGUAGCAAGGACAUCGCGGAGAUCCAGGGGAGUGAUAGGAGGUCUAGGGGCGCAAGCGGUGGGAAGAGGAGGAGGAGGUGAAAGAUGGGGAAAGGGUCGGACGUGAACAAUUCGCCUGGAUUCGUUUAGCGACUUCUUUGGAAGUUGAGACGGGGAUACUCGAAGACGCAUUCCAUUGUAUAUGCGUAUUCGCAAAAAAGCUCCGCCAAUUCUACUACUCCUAAUUCCCUCCUCGCCAAUUCAUACACAUUUCUCCAUGGGAAACAUGCCUACGCUCUUGCAUCCACCG
This is a messenger RNA of Daldinia caldariorum, 1262 nucleotides long. RefSeq lists its product as uncharacterized. The coding region runs from base 113 to 1054 and encodes 313 amino acids. Gene Ontology annotation, biological process: maturation of SSU-rRNA from tricistronic rRNA transcript (SSU-rRNA, 5.8S rRNA, LSU-rRNA). Gene Ontology annotation, cellular component: nucleolus. The transcript has a single exon. NCBI's taxonomy places the organism in Eukaryota, Fungi, Ascomycota, Sordariomycetes, Xylariales, Hypoxylaceae. The record is from RefSeq and is a predicted model, not a curated record.